Molecule: messenger RNA, 768 nt
Organism: Wickerhamiella sorbophila
Lineage: Eukaryota; Fungi; Ascomycota; Dipodascomycetes; Dipodascales; Trichomonascaceae
Product: Protein N-terminal amidase
Exons: 1
Coding region: 1-768 (255 amino acids)
Biological process (GO): protein catabolic process
Molecular function (GO): protein-N-terminal glutamine amidohydrolase activity; protein-N-terminal asparagine amidohydrolase activity
Source: RefSeq, a predicted model, not a curated record
AUGAAACUCACGCUGGCAGCGGUCCAGAUGGGCUCUAAACUGGGCAAGGUUGCUGGAAAUAUGGCUGUUGCCGAGUCGCUGUUACAAAAGAUCACCCAGCGACCAGCCGUCGCAGUUUUACCAGAAUUGGCACUCACGGGCUAUGCUUUUGAGUCGCCAAAGGCCAUAGCGCCAUAUUUAGAGAGUCGAAAUGGACCAUCGACUCAAUGGGCAUGUGAAAUGGCGAAAAACUAUGACAUUAAUAUUUGUAUUGGGUAUCCCGAAACCACGUCCACGGGAACCAUCUACAACGCUGCUUCUUUGUGUUCUUCGAAGGGCAAUGUGCUAAUGAACUAUCGCAAAACGCAUUUGUACGAAACAGAUAGACAGUGGGGUUGCUGCCCUUCUCCGGAAGGGUUCAUAGCCGGAGGUCCCUGGCCAGAUUUUCCGAUCAAAACCCAGAUCGGAAUAUGCAUGGACUUGAAUCCUCAUGAAUUUACGGCUCCUUGGGAUGCAUAUGAAUUUGCAAGAAGCAUAGCUUCGAACAAGAGUCAGUUGGUUCUCGUUCCGACCGCUUGGCUAGCCGGAGACUACAAGAGCGAUGAGCUGGACCAUGAUCUUGUAGACUAUUGGAGAGCCAGAAUACCCCUUGAUGUACCAAUUGUUAUUGCAAACCGAACAGGUAACGACGGCAGCACUGUUUAUGGGGGUUCAUCGACGAUAUUAUAUAGCGAUAAUUCGUACUCUGUCGCCGGUGAAGGGGUGGUCGAACACACAGUAGAGAUUUAA